Cercocebus atys (sooty mangabey) is the source of this 7421-nucleotide messenger RNA. It is a transcript of the gene SYNM, whose product is annotated as synemin, intermediate filament protein. NCBI's taxonomy places the organism in Eukaryota, Metazoa, Chordata, Mammalia, Primates, Cercopithecidae. The record is from RefSeq and is a predicted model, not a curated record. The coding region runs from base 160 to 4857 and encodes 1565 amino acids. Gene Ontology annotation, biological process: intermediate filament cytoskeleton organization; fast-twitch skeletal muscle fiber contraction. Gene Ontology annotation, molecular function: intermediate filament binding; structural constituent of muscle; vinculin binding. The transcript is spliced from 4 exons. Gene Ontology annotation, cellular component: intermediate filament; costamere; neurofilament cytoskeleton.
CCCGUCCGCUAAGUGCCCGGGAUCUCCAGCUCGCGUCCCAGUCUGCGGGCCUCCGGGGCAGCGGCGAGGCCGGAGCGUCGUGGCGGAGGGGACAAGACCAGGACAAGACCAGGGCAGGAGGGAGCCGGCCAGCCGCGAAAGCCCCGCACGCCCGGCAAGAUGCUGUCCUGGCGGCUGCAGACGGGACCCGAGAAGGCUGAGCUGCAGGAGCUCAACGCCCGGCUCUAUGACUACGUGUGCCGGGUGCGGGAGCUGGAGCGCGAAAACCUGCUCCUGGAGGAGGAGCUGCGCGGCCGGCGCGGGCGAGAGGGCCUGUGGGCCGAGGGGCAGGCCCGCUGCGCCGAGGAGGCGCGCAGCUUGCGGCAGCAGUUGGACGAACUGAGCUGGGCCACUGCGCUGGCGGAGGGAGAGCGGGACGCUCUGCGGCGCGAGUUGCGGGAGCUGCAACGCCUGGAUGCGGAGGAGCGCGCCGCCCGCGGCCGCCUGGACGCCGAGCUGGGUGCGCAGCAGCGCGAGCUGCAGGAGGCGCUGGGCACGCGCGCCGCCCUCGAGGCUCUGCUGGGCCGGCUGCAGGCCGAGCGCCGCGGCCUGGACGCGGCCCACGAACGCGACGUGCGGGAGCUGCGCGCCCGCGCCGCCAACCUGACCAUGCACUUCCGCGCCCGGGCCACCGGCCCCGCUGCGCCCCCGCCGCGCCUGCGGGACGUGCACGACAGCUACGCACUGCUGGUGGCCGAGUCGUGGCGAGAGACCGUGCAGCUGUACGAGGACGAGGUGCGCGAGCUGGAGGAGGCGCUGCGGCGCGGCGAGGAGAGCAGACUCCAGGCGGAGGAGGAGACGCGGCUGUGCGCGCAGGAGGCCGAGGGGCUGCAGCGCGAGGUGCUCGGGUUGGAGCAGCUGCGCGCGCGGCUGGAGGAAGAGCUGCUGCGGAUGCGCGAGGAGUACGGGUUGCAGGCCCAGGAGCGGCAGAGAGUGAUUGACUGCCUGGAGGAUGAGAAGGCGACCCUCACCUUGGCCAUGGCUGACUGGCUGCGGGACUAUCAGGACCUCCUGCAGGUGAAGACCGGCCUCAGCCUGGAGGUGGCAACCUACCGGGCCUUAUUGGAAGGAGAAAGUAAUCCAGAGAUAGUGGUCUGGACUGAGCACAUUGAAAACAUGCCAUCAGAAUUCAGAAACAAAUCCUAUCACUAUACCGACUCACUGUUACAGAGGGAAAAUGAAAGAAAUCUGUUUUCAAGGCAGAAAGCACCUUUGGCGAGUUUAAAUCACAGCUCGGCACUGUAUUCUAACCUGUCAGCACACCGUGGAUAUCAGACGGGCACAUCUGUUGGAGGUGAUGCCAGAAGAGGCUUCUUGGGCUCGGGAUAUUCUUCCUCGGCCACUACCCAGCAGGAAAACUCAUACGGAAAAACCGUCAACAGUUCAACUAAUGUCAGAACUUUCUCUCCAACCUAUGGCCUUUUAAGAAAUACUGAGGCUCAAGUGAAAACAUUCCCUGACAGACCAAAAGCUGGAGAUACAAGGGAGGUCCCUGUUUACAGAGCUGAAGAUUCCACAGUUGCCCGCGAGUCGUACCGGGACCGCCGAGACAAUGUGGCGGCAGGUGCUUCGGAAAGCGCACGAUCAAAUGAGAGGACCGUCAUUCUGGGAAAGAAAACAGAAGUGAAAGCCACAAGGGAGCAAGAAAGAAACAGACCGGAAACCAUCCGAACAAAGCCAGAAGAGAAAAUGUUCGAUUCUAAAGAGAAGGCUUCCGAGGAGAGAAACCUAAGAUGGGAAGAACUGACAAAGUUAGAUAAAGAAGCGAGACAGAGAGAAAGCCAGCAGAUGAGGGAGAAGGCCAAGGAGAAGGACUCACCGAAGGAGAAGAGCGUGCGAGAGAGAGAGAUCCCGAUUAGUCUCGAAGUAUCCCAGGACAGAAGAGCAGAGGUGUCACCGAAAGGUUUGCAGAUGCCUGUGAAGGAUGCUGGUGGCGGGACGGGUAGAGAGGCAGAAGCAAGAGCGCUGCGGUUCACGUUGGGCACCAGAGAUGCCACUGGUUCUCUGCAAGGCGAUUCCAUGACAGAAACGGUAGCAGAAAACAUCGUUACCAGUAUCCUGAAGCAGUUCACUCAGUCUCCAGAGACAGAAGCAUCUGCUGAUUCUUUUCCAGACACAAAAGUCACUUACGUGGACAGGAAAGAGCUUCCUGGGGAAAGGAAAACAAAGACUGAAAUAGUUGUGGAGUCGAAACUGACUGAGGAUGUUGAUAUUUCUGAUGAAGCUGGCCUGGACUACCUUUUAAGCAAGGAUAUUAAGGAAGUGGGGCUGAAAGGCAGGUCAGCCGAGCAGAUGAUAGGAGAUGUCAUCAACCUUGGCCUGAAAGGGAGGGAGGGGAGAGCCAAGGUCGUCAACGUGGAGAUCGUCGAGGAGCCUGUGAGCUACGUCAGUGAGGGGAAACCAGAGGAGUUUUCUGUCCCAUUCAAAGUGGAGGAGGUCGAAGAUGUGUCCCCAGGCUCCUGGGGGUUGGUUAAGGAAGAGGAAGGUUAUGGAGAAAGUGAUGUCACAUUCUCAGUUAAUCAGCAUCAAAGGACCAAGCAGCCCCAGGAGAACACGACUCACGUUGAAGAAGUGACAGAGGCAGGUGAUUCAGAGAGCGAGCAGAGUUAUUUUGUGUCAACUCCAGAUGAAUACCCGGGGGGGCACGACAGAGAUGACGGCUCGGUGUAUGGGCAGAUCCACAUCGAGGAGGAAUCCACCAUCAGGUACUCUUGGCAGGAUGAAAUUGUGCAGGGGACUGGAAGGAGGACACAGAAGGAUGGUGCAGUGGGUGAGAAGGUUGUGAAGCCUUCAGAGAUCCCAGCGUCCUCUCUGGAGGGGGACCUGGGUUCCACUCACUGGAAAGAACAAGCUAGAAGUGGUGAAUUUCAUGCCGAACCCACAGUCAUUGAAAAAGAAAUUAAAAUACCCCCUGAAUUCCAUACCUCCAUGAAGGGUAUCUCCUCCAAGGAGCCCCGGCAGCAGCUGGUGGAGGUGAUCGGGCAGCUGGAGGAAACCCUUCCCGAGCGCAUGAGGGAAGAGCUGUCUGCCCUCACCAGAGAGGGGCAGGGCGGGCCGGGGAGCAUUUCCGUGGACGUCAAGAAGGUCCAGGGUGCUGGUGGCGGUUCCGUGACCCUGGUUGCUGAAGUCAACGUCUCACAAACUGUGGAUGCCGAUCGGUUAGACCUGGAGGAGCUGAGCAGAGAUGAGGCCAGUGAAAUGGAGAAAGCUGUGGAGUCGGUGGUUCGGGAGAGCCUGAGCAAGCAACGCAGCCCAGCGCCUGGCAGCCCAGAUGAGGAAGACGGAGCGGAGGCCCCGGCUGCUGGCGCUCGCUUCAGGCGUUGGGCCACCCGGGAGCUGUACAUCCCUGCAGGCGAGAGUGAGGAUGCUGGUGGGGCCCCUCACAGCUCGGGGCAGCACGCUCGCCAGGGCCCAGUGUCGGCCACUGUGGAGGUCAGCAGCCCCACAGGCUUUGCCCAGUCACAGGUGCUGGAGGACGUGAGCCAGGCUGCAAGGCACAUAAAACUCGGCCCCUCUGAAGUCUGGAGGACUGAGCGAAUGUCCUAUGAAGGACCCACUGCAGAAGUGGUGGAGGUAAGUGGGGGAGGCGACCUAAGUCAGGCAGCGAGCCCGACCGGAGCCAGCCGGUCUGUGAGGCAUGUCACGCUGGGUCCCGGUCCAAGUCCACCGUCCAGAGAAGUCAUCUUCCUAGGCCCUGCCCCUGCCUGUCCGGAGGCGGGAGGCUCACCAGAACCUGGCCCGGCAGAGUCUUCUGCAGAUACGGACGGACUGGGGAGGCACAGCACAUUUGGCUCCAGACAAUUUCAUGCUGAAAAGGAGAUUAUUUUUCAGGGCCCCAUUUCUGCUGCAGGGAAGGUUGGUGAUUACUUCACAAAAGAAGAGUCAGUGGGUACCCAGACUUCUGUCAGGCAACUCCAGUUAGGCCUUAAAGAAGGGUUCAGUGGGCAAAUCCAGUUCACUGCUCCACUUUCAGACGAGGUGGAGUUGGGUGUCAGAGGAGAUUCUGUACACAUGGAAGGGUUGCCAGGGAGCAGCACAUCCAUCAGGCACAUCAGCAUCGGGCCUCAGAGGCAUCAGACCACCCAGCAGAUAGUUUACCAUGGGCUGGUUCCCCAAUCGGGGGAGUCUGGUGACUCAGAGAGCAUUGUGCACGGAGAAGGCUCAGCAGAUGUGCACCAGGCCACUCAUAGUCACACCUUAGGUAGACAAACCAUUAUGACUGAAAAGAGCACCUUCCAAAGUGUCGUUUCUGAAUCUCCUCAGGAGGACAGUGCAGGGGACACGUCAGGGGCAGAAAUGACAUCGGGUGUUAGCAGAUCCUUUAGGCACAUUCGACUAGGUCCUACAGAAAUGGAAACCUCUGAACACGUCGUUGUCCAUGGACCCGUGUCCAGAACAUUUGUGCUUGCUGGUUCAGCGGACUCCCCUGAGCUAGGCAAGUUAGCAGACAGCAGCAGAACGGUAAGACACAUUACACCAGGGCCCAAAGAAACUUCGUUUACCUUUCAGAUGGAUGUGAGUAACGUAGAGGCGAUCCGCAGCCGGACACAGGAAGCGGGAGAUCGCGGUGUGUCUGACCGUGGUGCCUGGACAGACGCGGACAGUAGGAAUGACCAGGCAGUUGGCAUGAGCUUUAAGGCCUCUGCUGGGGAAGGAGACCAGGCCCAUGGAGAACAGGGCAAGGAGCAGGCCAUGUUUGAUAAGAAGGUGCAGCUCCAGAGAAUGGUAGACCAAAGGUCAGUGAUUUCAGAUGAAAAGAAAGUUGCCCUCCUCUAUCUAGACAAUGAGGAGGAGGAGAAUGAUGGGCAUUGGUUUUAAUAAGCAGAAACAUUUUGUCUUAAUGGCAUCCUGUUGGCGACAUGCCAACAUCCAAAGGCCUUAACUUUAAGAGGCGGAGGGAGUCUAUGAAAAUCUCCCCUUUUUUACUUUCUUAAAGAGUACUCCAGGCAGUGUUAAUUUCCUUUAUAGUUACUCCGUAAAGGUUUCCAGUUAAUCCGUGCCUGAAAAGGCACAGCAAUUUUAUUUUUGAGUUGGGACUUUUACAAAACACGUUUUUUCCUGGAGUCUUCUCUCCACUUCUGGAGAUGAUUUCUGUGUUUUGCACCUGGUCACAGACAUGGCUUGCGUCUGUUUGAAACUACAAUUAAUUAUAGAUGUCAAAACAUUAACCAGAUUAAAGUAAUAUAUUUAAGAGUCAAUUUUGCUUGCAUGUGCUAAUAUGAAAUAACAAACUAACAUUUUAGGGGAAAAAUAAAUACAAUUUAGACUCUUUCUAAAAAGUCUUUUCAAAAAGAAAUAGGAAAUAGGCAGACUGUUCAUGUUAAAAAAAUUUCUUGCUAAAUGAUUUCAUCUUUAGGAAAAAUUUACUGGCCAUAUAGAGUUAAAUUCAUGUUAAGACUUGAAUGAAUUGCUUUCUAUGUACAGAACUUUAAAAAAUAUAGUAUUUAUGGAGAGGACAGCUGUAGUCUGUUGUGAUAUUUCACAUUCUAUUUGCACAGGUUCCCCGGCACUGGUAGGGUAGAUGAUUAUUGGGAAUCACUUACAGUACCAUUUCAAUUUUUUUGGCACUAGGUCAUUAAGUAGCAUACAGUGUGAAUACCUUUUUUUUGGUAUAGCCUAAGUUCUGGAGUGGCCAGUUCCUAUCAGACUGUGCAGACUUGAGCUUCUCUGUACCUUAGCCCUUAGCACUCAAACAUUUAAUUUCACUGGUGGGAGGUAGACCUUGAAGACAAUGAAGAGAAUGCCGAUGCUCAGACUACAGCUGGACUGGCAAGCUGGCUGUGUACAGGAAAAUUGGAAACACACAGUAGACCAUGCCUCCUAAAGAUGCCUUUCCCAACCCUUCAUUCAUGGGAUGCAGGUCUUUCUGAGCUCAAGGGUGAAAGAUGAAUACAGUAACAACCAUGAACCCACCUCAUGGAAGCCUUUUUUGCACUUUCAACAGAAGUCAUUGCAGUUGGGGUGUUUCGUCCAGGGCAACAAUCUAUUAAAUAGAAGGAUGUUUUGGGGGAAGGAACUGGAUCUCUCUCCUGCAGCCCAGCACUGAGAUACCCAGGAUGGGCCUGGAGGAUGAGAAAGGCCCCCAUGCUCAUGGGCCGCAGAGUGUGGACCUGUAGAUAGGCACCACCAAGUUUAAGAUACUGGGAUGAGCAUCCUUCAUUGGAUUCGUUUCAUUUUACACUUGGGUAUUGUUUUAAAGUUUCCAUCUGUAAAGUGUGGCAUCAUAUAAAAAGAGUUUUGCUAGCAGCACAGCAUUUUUUUAGUCCAGGCUAGCUUCUUUCACAUAAUGCUAUCUCAACUGUACUUCCUGUAACACAGUAUCAUAGCACUGACUGUAGUGCACUGAGGAAUAACAGUCUGAGGUAGCACCACCCUCAGGCAGGCUACAGUGAAGGCACUGGAGGGUCUUCCCUCUCAGAUUCACCUGGAGGCCCUCAGACCCCCAGGGUGCAUGUCUCCCCAGGUCCUAGUAGUGGCCACCCCAGGUAGUUUCCGGAGAGUGCAUUUUCUUCAUUGAUAAGUGGAGGAGAAAUGCAGCACAGCUUUCAAGAUGAUAUUUUAAAAACACCAAGAAUCAGAGUAUGGAAAGAAAGUUGAUUUGAAUUGCAAGUUUAAACCUUUGUUGUCCAUCUGCCAAAUGAACUAGUGAUUGUCAGACUGGUAUGGCGGUGACUGCUUUGUAAGGUUUUGUCGUUUCUAAUACAGUCAAAGAUGUGCUGAUUUUGUUUUAACUGUAACAAGUAAUGGUUUUUGGAUAGAUAAUUGAUCGGUGAGAAUUUGGUCAAGGUGACAGCCUCCUGUCUGAUGACAAGACAGACUGGUGGUGAGGAGUCUAAGUGGGCUCAGUUUGAUGUCAGUGUCUGGGCUCAUGACUUGUAAAUGGAAGCUGAUGUGAACACGUAAUUAAUGUUAUAACCCACUUCUAUUUACUUUGUGAAAUAUCGUGAAUCUUAAUUGUCAUCUGCAAGUUUGGAACACAUAACUUCAAGAAGUAUUCUGCCAGAAGUAUUUAUAAGUAUGGAAUCAUGAGCUAUUGUUGGUUGCUAAAUCUGUGAAUCACCCAGGAGUGUGCCCUUGACAUUGUGACAGGUCACCCCAAAGCUCCAUGUCCUUUAAAACCAGUCACUCUGGACACAAGAGAAAUCAACUUCGUGGUUGGAUGGGGCCGGAACACAACCAGUCUUUUUGUAUUUAUUGUUAUUUAGACAAAACAGUACUCACUGAGUGUUUUUCAGUUUCCCACUGGUUGUUUUGAUAUUGUUUGUUUAAGAUGUAUAUUUAGAAUGGCAUCAUCUAAGAAGCUGAUUUUGCUAAACUCCUGUUCCCUACAAUGGGAAAUGUCACAAGAAUGUGCAAAAAUAAAAAUCUGAGGAAAAAACCCA